UUUCUGUUUGUUGUCGUGAGAGGUUGUGUGGUUUCAAAUUUUUUUGUUUCGAAACAAUUUUAUUUUCGGGGUUUACUUCAUUUUAUGAGUAAAACAUUAUAUUUAGUAAAGUUAACAUAAAUAAGCACAAUUUUUUCUGUAUCCUAUAAUAACAUUACGACUCUAAUUACAUUUUUAAACUAUAAAAAUGCAAGAAACCGUUACAAGUACAAACGAAAGAAAAUCCCUAUUUUCUUCGUUUUUGGAAGUCCUCGAAGCCCGGGAAAAGCAGGCUCAGGCUGACAGAGAACUUCAGGAAGAGAAAUACCAGAGAAGGACCCAAAAAAUUUACGAUUUUCACGAGCGGCAGCAGCGCGAGGCGGCGGAGCUGCGGCGCUGCCUGGAGUACGUGUCGCAGCACGCGCGCGUGUUGGAGACGGUGCUGCGGAGUGCCGCCGACGGCGCGCCGCUCGCCGCGGGGCUGCUGCGCCAGGCCGCCGCGCUGCAGCGCUGCAUGGCGCAGUGCGUCGCCAACGCCGCCCGGAUCAGACACCUGCUCGCCGCCGCCCACCAGCCCCAGAUGGACGCCAUGCUCGCUAAGAUGGAGUCGGAGCUGAACGCGUGGACGGUGUUCCUGCAGCGCGCGGUGGACGCCACCUACAACAGCGAGGUCGUCAUAGAAAACCUGCACAACCUCGUCGCGGAGCAGCAGCGGUGCGUGCGCGAGGUGUCGUCGAGCGCGGUGUUCACGACGCUGUGCGCCGAGCCCGCGCCCGCGCCCGCCGCGCCCGCCUGCAGCACGCCCAUCGCGCGCGACUAG
Aricia agestis (brown argus) is the source of this 799-nucleotide messenger RNA. RefSeq lists its product as uncharacterized. NCBI's taxonomy places the organism in Eukaryota, Metazoa, Arthropoda, Insecta, Lepidoptera, Lycaenidae. The coding region runs from base 188 to 799 and encodes 203 amino acids. The transcript has 4 exons. The record is from RefSeq and is a predicted model, not a curated record.